Molecule: messenger RNA, 1287 nt
Organism: Aspergillus ibericus CBS 121593
Lineage: Eukaryota; Fungi; Ascomycota; Eurotiomycetes; Eurotiales; Aspergillaceae
Product: DUF890 domain protein
Exons: 9
Coding region: 1-1287 (428 amino acids)
Biological process (GO): rRNA base methylation
Cellular component (GO): nucleus
Molecular function (GO): 23S rRNA (adenine(1618)-N(6))-methyltransferase activity
Source: RefSeq, a predicted model, not a curated record
AUGAGGGCCUCACGCAAUAUCUACAAGGAUGAAGUCGACUUUACCGCCCUGGCCUUGCAGUCGCCCGACUUUGCGAAGCACUUGAAAUCCAAUGGGCAGCUGGACUUUAGCGACCCGGACACUGUUCGGCAAUUGACCAAGAGUCUGCUGCAACGAGACUUUCAGCUGGAGGUCCAGGUUCCGGAGAAUAGACUCUGUCCGCCGGUAUACAGGCUCAAUUACAUUCUCUGGCUGCAAGAUCUGCUCGACUCCACGGGGGACGAAUAUCGUGAUAACUAUGACCCCGACCGAGAAGUCAUCGGACUAGACAUUGGGACAGGAUGCUGCAGUAUUUACCCCCUCCUGGGAUGUUCCAUGCGACCUCAUUGGCGCUUCAUUGCAACGGACAUUGACGAUGACAAUAUCAAAACAUCACGAGAGACGGUGUCGGCAAACAAGCUCGAUUCCCGGAUCGAGAUCAUCCAAACAGACCCGAAAGAUGACCUGAUAUCGCUAGACACAAAGCUCAAAGUCGACAGACUCGACUUUACCAUGUGCAAUCCUCCAUUCUACGCCACUCGCGAUGAACUUAUCGCCUCCGCAGAGGCCAAAGAGCGACCUCCCUUCUCAGCCUGCACCGGUGCAGAAGUCGAAAUGGUCACCACCGGCGGAGAAAUCGCCUUCAUCACGCGCAUGAUCGAGGAGAGCCAACACCUUCGCGAACGAGUAAUCUGGUACACCACCAUGCUCGGCAAACUAAGCAGUGUAUCCGUGCUCAUCGAGACGCUUCUCGAACACAAAAACAACAACUACGCAGUGACCGAAUUCAUCCAAGGCAACAAAACCCGACGAUGGGCCAUAGCCUGGUCCUGGACGGACCUCCGUCCGACAGUAACCGUCGCACGCGGCACAUCCGCAAUCCCGAAACACCUCCUCCCCUUCCCAUCCGAAUACAUCUUCACCACACAAAGCGAGUCCCUCGACGAAGUCAGCACCAAAAUCGACACCGAGCUCACCUCCCUACACAUCCAAUGGCUCUGGCGCAAGAAUCUAUCCACGGGUGUAGGAUUCGCAAUGCAGAACGUCUGGUCUCGUCAAGCGCGCCGGAAGAUGCAAAACCCGGACGCAAUGUCCGAUAAAGCUUCGAUAGAUGAGACGAAUGCCGCGCUCGGAUUCAAGGUCCAGUUGAAGAAGGAUCCGAUUGAUGAGAAGGAGGUGAGGGUGAUUAUACGUUGGCUGAAGGGGAGAGACACGGUCUUGUUUGAGAGUUUCUGUGGGAUGUUGAAGAGGAAGGUUGAGGGGAAGUGA